AUGGCAGGACGCAUAGACGCACAACAGUCAGAAUCCGAGCUUACGUUCAAGUUUAGGAUCGAGAACCUGCAUGCGCUCUUCACAUUGCCAGAGGGGCAGAAAGAAGGCCCCGCCCUGAAAACCGAUGAAUUCGGGCCUGGGCUUUCGUUCAAGUUGCAAGUCAAACAAAAGGAAGACGAGCAGCCUGCACUUGGAGUCUUUCUGGUUAUUCCCGAGAGCCUUAACACGCCCGCAGCGCGCAUAAACUGCAAGCUGACUGCACACUCGCUAGACUUCAGAACCACGUACUUCUCUAGGACAUGGGAGCAUGUAAUGCGAAGCGGUGGAUCUGGGCGGGGCUGGCCAACAUUCCUCACGUUUCCGUUUGUGCAGAAGACUCAGGAGGAGGCGUUGUGGAUCCGGGCGGUGGUAAAGGUGUCCAUGGGGGAGCCGAGCGUGCGAUCGAACGCCACGCUCACCCUGCUGCACAAGGUGAUGCAUUCCAGGGAGGUCGACGCGUUACGCUUCGUCUCGUACGAGGCGCGCGGAGCGUCUGGGAAACUUGGUCGCCCGCGCUCGACGUUUGCGCCUGCGGACAUCUUGACGGAGUCGUGCGAGAAUGUUGACUCUUUGGACAAAUUCAUGGAAAUAUUGCACGGCUUCGCGCUCGAUGAAGAAGGUUAUCCUGCCAAUCUCCACGAUACCGCAGCAAGCUACACCGGUUAUGACAGCGACUCUGACGACUUUGACGACGACGACAGCGACGGCGCUGCGAUCGACGGACGCGGUACGAAACGGAAAUUCGACGCCAUCGCGGAUGCCAAGUCGGAGGAUAGCGACGGCAACGUCGAGAUGGUGGACGAGACGACGGUCGCGACAGUGAAGCGAGAACCCUUCGAAGGUAAGGUCAUCGUCUUGCAGGACGCUGCAGCGAGAACAUGGGAAGCCCUGCUGUUCUACCUCCAGACAGGCUUCAUCGUGUUCGCGCCACUGAGCAGCAGUGACAAGCAAGCGCGCGACAAUUUCAGAGAAAAGUACCGCGACCUACAUCCAAACCGGCCUGAGUCACCGUCAUGCAAGUCCAUCUAUCGGCUCGCCGACAAGCUUGGGCUUGACGACUUGAAAAAAAGAGCGCUCCUGCACCUGGAAUCGCAGCUAUCACCGCAAAACAUUCUGGACGAAAUUUUCAGCGAAUUCACGUCCCAUUACGAGGAGGUAAGAAAGAUUGAAUUGGCGGCCGUCGUGAAAUGGUGGGCCCAGGUGCAGAAGCAGCCUGCGCUAAUCACCAAGAUGGAGGAAGUCGCUAGCGGGAAGCUCCCGCAUGCGGGGAAAAUUAUGAUAGAGAUCUGGAGUCGAGUGAUGGUGAAACCUGAGGAUGUGGCGAAGGCGGCUGCGGCGGACUUGCCUUCUAACUCUGGCUAG
Sparassis crispa is the source of this 1401-nucleotide messenger RNA. RefSeq lists its product as hypothetical. The transcript is spliced from 6 exons. NCBI's taxonomy places the organism in Eukaryota, Fungi, Basidiomycota, Agaricomycetes, Polyporales, Sparassidaceae. The record is from RefSeq and is a predicted model, not a curated record. The coding region runs from base 1 to 1401 and encodes 466 amino acids.